Coregonus sp. 'balchen' is the source of this 2622-nucleotide messenger RNA. Lineage: Eukaryota; Metazoa; Chordata; Actinopteri; Salmoniformes; Salmonidae. The record is from the annotation of a GenBank genome assembly.
AUGGAGCAUCUCCCUGGAUUGUGUGCUCAGAUGCUGUUGGACGGUUUCCCCAUUGAGCUUGUGGAUGGAGAUGCAUCAAAUAUCCCUCUGAAAUGGAUAUCAGCUGUACUGACUCAGCUUCAUACUAUUGUCCAAUCCAACAGCAAGAUCCGGGUGGUCACAGUUUUAGGGGUCCAAAGCACUGGGAAGUCCACUCUCCCAAACACCAUGUUUGGGGUCCAGUAUGCUGUCAGCAGUGGAAGAUGCACCAGAGGGGCCUUCAUGCUACUGAUUAAAGUCAACAAAGAACUCAAGGAGGAGCUGAAAUGUGACUUCAUCAUGGUCAUCGACACAGAGCGGUUGAAAUCACCAGAGCUGGCUCAACUUGAUGAUAGCCAUGAACAUGACAAUGAAUUGGCGACACUAGUAAUAGGACUCAGUGAUGUUACAAUUAUCAACAUUGCCAUGGAGAACUCCACAGAGAUGAAGGAUGUUCUACAGAUUGUUUUUCAUGCUUUUAUCAGGAUGAAGGAAGUGGGGAAGAAGCCAGUAUGUCAUUUUGUGCACCAGAAUGUGUCAGACAUGUCUGCUCAUGACAACAACAUGAGGGACAGGAAGAAGUUGUUGGAACAGUUGAAUGAAAUGACCCUGGCAGCAGCCAGAAUGGAGAAGGAGAAUAUCACCAGGUUCACUGACGUGAUGGAGUAUGAUCCAGACACAAGCAGCUGCUAUAUCCCAGGACUCUGGCAUGGGACUCCCCCUAUGGCUCCAGUCAAUGCUGGAUACAGUGAGGCGGUGUAUGACUUCAAGAAGACCUUGAUGAAAGAUUUCAGAACCUGUCAGAGAAAUGAUGAUUUAACACAUUUCCUGAAGUGGACACAAAGCUUGUGGGAGUCUGUGAAAUUUGAGAAAUUCAUCUUUAGUUUCAGAAACAGAUUGGUUGCAGAAGCAUACUCCAGAUUAUGCUCAGAGUACAAUGGUUGGGAAUGGGCCUUCCAGAAAGAGAUGUAUAAAUGGAUGGUGGGUGCUGAAACUAAAAUGUCCAAUAUUGGCAUGACAAAUCAAUAUUUCCAGAUGUCCAUAAGAGAUGUGCUAAAAGACUUCAUGUUAGAAGCAUCUGAGAAACUGACAUUGGGAGAAAAGGACAUCCAAGACAAUCUAGUAAAAUAGUUUGAAAAAGAAGAUGGCCAUGUCAAUCUUGUGGAAAAAUACAGGGAGGACUUUGUGUCCAGUGCCAAAACACUGAGACGAGAGACAGAAAACACUGUGAAGAACAAACUGCAAGGAGCUGUUGAAAUCAAAGAGGGAAUGACAGAACUGAACAACAUCAAGAGCUCUCAGGCAAGUACAAUUGAGAAAAAGGUACUAGAUUUGCUUCAGAAUUGUAGACAGAAAAAAUCAAAUCUCUCAGAUAAGGCACUCAGUAAAGAGUUUGAAAUCAUGUGGAGAAAAACUCUUUCUGACAUACACUUCAAAGGACUUACUAAGCGAGAUGUUGCCCAAGAUGCCUUUCUCAUGUUGAGGGCAAAUCUGGAAACAAGGAGCAGUCAUGUCAACAGUCUGUUGGUUGGAACCAGACUGGUGGAUUGUGGGAUAAAAGCCUUUGUUGUGGAAUCAGAGAGUUGGUGGCAGCAAACUAAAAACAUAGUAAAGCACUGGGCUCACGACCAUCACAGGAAAAACCUACAAUACUUCUGUGAUGACAUCAUAACACAGUGUCAGGAGUUUAUAAAAGAAAAGGUUAAAGGAAAAUCAGAUUAUCAUGACACUUACAUCAAAGACCUGCUGAACAGGAUUGAUGAAACAUUGCAACGCCACAAGAAUGUUAAAGUCAGUGAGGAAUGUGAAGUUUCUCUGAAGCUACACAUCUGUGGCAGAGCAGCCAGAGAGUUUCAGAAGAUGCAUGAUGAUUUCAUUGAAGUCAAUGACCCAAAGAAGUGUCUGGAAAAGUCUAAGAACAAGUACCUUACUGAGUUCAGAGACGUAUUUCAUAACCGAGACCACUGCCAAAAGAAAGCUGAGGACUUCACAAAGCUCUGUUUGCAGCCAGCUGUACAGGACUAUGUGACCAAAAUGAUUGGUCCUGAUGUGGUUGAUGAAGUGAAGAUUGGUAAAGGGUCAGAGGAUUACAGCACAAGAGGGGCUUUCCAGUUCACCAUUUUGAAACAACUCCUGACAGAUGGAAAAUAUGAGAAAUAUAAAGAGUACAUUAGUCAUUAUGAAAGGUUUGUGAAGGACUGGCUGUUUGACCAGAUUGUCCAACAACAGUCAAAGGACCGCGGUCUGGAGAAAUUGGAGAAGAAACAUCUUUCAGAGAUGGUCAAGAUGAUCACUUACACAAUCUCUAACAUCAGUGAAACUGCUGGCAUAAACAAUUUAAAUGAUGUCAAGACAUUCAUUCAAAACAUCUGCAGCGCCCUUGAAGAGAAGCUGGUCCUCAAGGAUGCUCUGGAUUCCAUCUUGAUUCUGAACACUGCAGAUACAGAACAGUUUGCUGUCUACCUCACAGAGUUUGUGAGAGAAAUGGAGCAGUCACUGGCAGCUGAGUACAAAAAGAGAGGUAACAUCAAAGAGAGACUCAUAUCUCUUCCAUUCAAGCCUCACGACGAGAUGUUCACCAGUCUGUUUGGCUGUGGGAAGUAA